Cyprinodon tularosa is the source of this 2186-nucleotide messenger RNA. Its product is annotated as carbonic anhydrase-like. The transcript is spliced from 17 exons. Gene Ontology annotation, cellular component: plasma membrane. Lineage: Eukaryota; Metazoa; Chordata; Actinopteri; Cyprinodontiformes; Cyprinodontidae. The coding region runs from base 142 to 1884 and encodes 580 amino acids. Gene Ontology annotation, molecular function: carbonate dehydratase activity; zinc ion binding. The record is from RefSeq and is a predicted model, not a curated record.
CAUGACCUUUUUUAGAGCAGUUUUCACCCUUUCUUUUUUGUUGAUAAAAGACCCUUUUCUAAUGGAUGCUAGUUUUUGAGCUGACAUAUUCCUUUUAUUCACUUUGAAGACACCUUGUUGUGUUAGGAUCUUCAAACUAAGAUGUAUCUUCUCAGGUUGAUGCUAUGUCUGACUUUGGUGGCUCUAGUAAAACCCAGUGAAUGGUGCUAUACUGGUUGUGAUCACUCACCUUCCAAAUGGAAAGAUUUAAAAGGAUCUGAAUGUAAGGUUGAAAAUCCUCGCCAAUCUCCUAUCGAUAUUGUCACAAGCAAGGUUACCAUUGACCAAAACCUGAACAAUUUCACCUUCGUCAAUUUCUCCUAUAAGUACGCCAUCGAGAAUAUCACAUAUAAUGGACACUCAGUGCAAUGCAACAUGGUAGAGAACACACCAGAAGUGAGUGGAGGUGGACUUGAUGGUCAAUAUUCGGUGCUCCAGUUUCACUUCCACUGGGGUACAGAAACUGAUGGAGGUUCAGAGCACACAGUAGAUGACCAUAGAUUCAAAAUGGAGAUGCACAUCGUCACUGCAAAAAAAAAUAUGACGAAACAAGAGAUAAAUAAUCAUCCAGAUGGACUUGCUGUUCUUGGUUUUUUUAUAGAGGAAAAUGAAGACAAAGCCAUAUCUGAGCCAUGGCAAAUGCUUACAUCCUACUUGGAAAACAUUAAACAGGGCUCUACAGUGAAACUAAACCACACAAUCUCUAUCGAUGAUCUAAUCGGGGAUGUGGACCGUUCAAAGUACUAUCGAUACAAUGGAUCUUUGACUACACCAAACUGCAGUGAGAUUGUUGUGUGGACGGUUUUUCAUGAGCCGAUCUUAGUCCACAAAGAUCUGCUUAACCUUUUUCCCAAAAAGACAAGCCUCACAAAUAACUACCGACCUGUACAACCUCAUCAUCAUCGACAUAUCACUGCCUCCCCUGGAACGCCUCUUCCUGAAGGUCAUAAGUGGUGCUAUGAUGACCACUGUGAUCACACCCCAGCUCAUUGGUCUGCGCUGCCUGGGUCCCACUGUGAUGGUGAAAGCCAGUCCCCCAUUGACAUUGAAACUUCCAGCGUUACUGAGGACGAGAGCCUCGGUUCCUUUGAUUUUACUCAUUUUGAUGACAAACAGGCAAUAAAGUCUAUCACCAAUACAGGCCACACAGUGAAGUGCAUACUAAAGGAUGGUGCAGUGGAAGUGUCAGGAGGGGGGUUGGAACAUGUCUACUCAACUCUUCAGUUCCACUUUCACUGGGGCACAGAAUCAGCCGAUUCUAAGGGCUCAGAGCACACUGUGGAUUCAAAAAGAUACCCAAUGGAGAUGCACAUAGUAAACAAGAGGAAGGAUUUAACACUGGAAGAGGCAGUAGGGACUGCUGAUGGCCUGGCAGUGCUGGGUUUCUUUAUUGAGCCCACAAACUCUGGCAAAAGUGACUCCCACUCACCUCCACCUGGCGCAGAGGAGCCCGACACAGGUUCAGAGCAUGACAUGAAAGCCUGGAAAACGCUGACCGAUUACCUGUCAGCUAUCAAGAACAUCAGUUCAGAAGUUGAGGUCACAAAUGAGAUCUCUAUCGAUGACUUGCUUGGCCACGUAAACCGUGAAUCAUAUUUUCGCUACAGUGGCUCCCUCACCACGCCUUUGUGCAACGAAGCAGUGGUUUGGACUGUCUUUAAAGAAUCAAUUAAAGUGGAUCAUGAACUGAUGGCGAUGUUCCCGAAACACGCAGGAUAUCACGACGUCUUCCGGCCCAGGCAGGCUCUUCAUUCCAGGAAGGUCCUCACCACGGCUGCGGCUACUGUCCCAGGACCUGUCUUAUUUUAUCUGCUGUUGUCGUGCCUGUUUGCCCUCUUCAGUUAAGAUCUGUUUGUAAAAUAGAGUAGAAAACUGUAUCUUAAAACAACUACUCUUGAAAGAUAAUAUACUAAUAAAACUAAAUGUAACGUUAUCAGUGAUAAUGAUGUUAGAAUAAUAAUUGUUUUUAUGCAUCACCUUUAUAAAAAGGUGUUCGAUCUACAAAGCAUUAGAGUUGGGACCUGAUUUUAAUUCUAUAUUUUGUUAUAUCUGCACACCUACAAUUUAUUUUUAUGAUUUUGUCAUUUGCACGGUAAAUAAAAACAGAAAUAAAUGUUAAUAAAUGUGAAGAUUUUAGACUGUGAAAA